Phlebotomus papatasi is the source of this 2774-nucleotide messenger RNA. It is a transcript of the gene nrv3, whose product is annotated as sodium/potassium-transporting ATPase subunit beta-2. Lineage: Eukaryota; Metazoa; Arthropoda; Insecta; Diptera; Psychodidae. The coding region runs from base 742 to 1686 and encodes 314 amino acids. Gene Ontology annotation, cellular component: sodium:potassium-exchanging ATPase complex. Gene Ontology annotation, biological process: potassium ion import across plasma membrane; intracellular potassium ion homeostasis; sodium ion export across plasma membrane. The transcript has 7 exons. Gene Ontology annotation, molecular function: ATPase activator activity. The record is from RefSeq and is a predicted model, not a curated record.
CCAUGGAGGCGUAUUAGCGUGCGCACAAUCAACGAGCGAGGGAAGAAGAAGGCACCAUAUUCGAUACAUCACGGAUGACUUUUUCCCAACAUCGGCGUCCAUCGGCUCCCAUUUACGGCGCAUAUAUUGGAAAGUUGUGCUGGAAUGAGCUCCAACCAGCAAUCACUGAGUGGAAGUGGAACAGCGAGGAAUCGUCUCAAUCGGCACUUUUGCUACCCACUUUAGUCGCUUCCCGAAUACAGACCCGUGUGUCUUUUAUUAUCGGCAAAAGCUGUGCUCCGGUUCAGAAGUUUUUUGGUUGAAGGCAUAAAUCGACUGGUUGGUGGUGUUAUCAUCAGACAUACCUUUUUGGCGCGGUGGUGCGAGGAGGUUUGCCCAUUGCUAAAUCCGGCAGGAAGGAAAAAAAAGGAAGAAAAAAAUCUUGUAAUUCGGAAUUAGUGAAAAAAGGGGGCGCAAAUUUGUUGGAUUGGCGCGAUUUUCGCGAGAAAAAAAGCAAGGUCGUGAAGAACUGAACUAUCUGUCGCGAAGGACAUCUGAGUUUGGAAGGACAGGACAACUUUAGAAUUGUGAUUGUGCAACACCCUUUUUUUCUUUCAACGGACAUUUUUGUUCCUUUUCGCCCAUUUCGUGUGGGGCGCAAGGUCAAUAACCAAAAAAAGAGUAAUUUUGCCAUUUCGAUACACCUAAAAAUCAGGAGCUAGUAACAGUUUUGUGCCGCAGUAAAGAAGGAAAAGCACAGCGAUGGCCGAUAAGAAAGCCGCAGAACAAUAUUACACUCCACCCCCAAAAUUGGGCAAAUGGGAAGGAUUCUGUUUGUUCCUGUGGAACAGCGAAACAGGACAAUUCUUAGGACGAACUGGAGGAAGUUGGGCGAAAAUCUUGAUUUUCUACAUCCUGUUCUACGCAGCACUAUGUGGCUUCUUUGCAGCAAUGUUAGCUGUCUUUUAUCAAACACUAGAUACAAACAUGCCAAAGUGGCAGCUGGAAAACGGAUUAAUUGGAACGAAUCCAGGCUUGGGCUUUAGGCCAAUGCCACCUGAGUCAAAUGUCGAGAGUACUUUGGUCUGGUACAAGGCGUCGAGUCCUGAGAAUAUGGAGUAUUGGGUUAAAGAGAUUGAUGAUUUCCUAAAACCGUAUAUGGAUGAAACCAAGGUAGAAAAUCGUGUGGACUGUGACUUCGAUCAUCCCCCGCCGGAGGGUAAAGUUUGCAAUGUACCAGCUACCAGCUGGGAUCCAUGUACUGCUCAAAAGAAGUACAACUUCCCGAAAUCAUCACCGUGCAUAUUCUUAAAAUUAAAUAAGAUUUUCAAUUGGAUCCCAGAUAUUUACACGAAUGCUACCACGUUACCUGACAACAUGCCCGAAGAUUUGAAACAGCAUGUCGCAGCUGAGGAAAAACGAGGCAGUAAAAAUACCAACGUGGUUUGGGUGUCGUGUGAGGGUGAAAAUCCGGCUGAUGUGGAGAACAUCGGGAAUAUUCAAUACUUCCCACGAAGAGGCUUUCCCGGUUACUUCUUCCCCUUCCGAAACACCAAGAACUACCUUCCUCCACUCGUUGCUGUUCUGUUCGAACGACCUAAAACUGGUGUCCUUAUCAACAUCGAAUGCAAGGCAUGGGCACGCAACAUUAAGCACGAUCGCUCCGAGAGGAGGGGUUCCGUCCAUUUUGAGUUAAUGAUUGAUUAAGGGAACACACACAUUCUAUGACUAGUAGCGUUUAAAAAGAAUCUACCAACCAAAGUUAAGCAGUAUGGAAAUGAAGGUUGAAACAUCGCCUGCAGGAUAGUCAGGAUGGCUUAGGCAAAAAGAAAACAAAAUAAUGCACACACAAAAAAAAAUGUAACUGAAAACGUAUGAAUAGGUGAGAAUUUUAACUAAAAUGAAAAAAAAACUUAGUAAAAAAAAAACAAAAAAGCGUAAACCAAAAAAUGAUUAGAAAUGACUUAAUGAAAUUACAAAGAAAAUAUCAAAAUGUGGAAAAUUUAGAUCAUCAAUAUAAGUCAUUCAUUAAUGAGAAUGAUUUGUAGUAAAAAAAAAACUCGAAAGCGCCACGUUUUAAUUGAAGAAAAUAAAAAUUAAAAGCCAUUGCAGAACAACUAUGAAGUAAACAGCGACACUUGAGACAAAAAUUUAGUUCCAGAUUUAAGAAGAUGAAUAAAGAAAACCAUUGACACCUUCAAAUUCACUGAAGGAAACGACACCUUCAAAUAGUGUGGCUUGAGUAGAUAAAAUAAAUUGUAAAAUAAGGAUUUAAAUACUUAAAAAAAAAAUCUGUUAGAACUGCAACUAUAAGAAAUCGAGCUAGAACCGUUGGGUGUUCGAAAAGAAAAUCAUAAGCCAAAAAAAGAAUUAAAGAGAGAAGAAAAUAGUGUUUUGAGAUCAGACAAUCUCUCAAAUGAAUUACUAUUGAGAGUGAAAAGAGUACGUUGAGAGUAAACGCCCAAGAUUACAUAAAAGAACAACUUAAAUAAAAAAAAAAUAGUAUGACUAAAUACUUAUAAACAAAUUGAAAAAUUGAAGAAAAUUAUGUGAGUGUGAUUGGAGAUAUUAUAAAUAAAUGUAAUUUAUAAGUAUUUAAUGGUAUAUUUUUGACUGAUGAUAUUGCUGAGUUAUUAUUUCAAUCUGUACAAAAUAAACGUUAAUUGAUGAUGAAAAAAUAUACUUUAUUAAAUUAUAUAUUUGUGUAAUGAAAAAAAAUCUGUGGGAAGAAAAAGUUACAAGCUAAUAAAAUUAUUAAAAAAAACGAGUAACAAGAACAACCGAAAAAAUGCAAA